AACAUUGGUACACAUUUCCUCACACAUUAUCUAAAAUAGUCAUUCUCUGGCCAUUACUAGAAGAAGCCACUUUAUUUCAAUCUUUUGCUCUUUCUUUCGUUUUCAAAAUAUCCAAAACCCAAAUGGCCACUGCUGCACCACCUCCACAUCCUCCUCCUCCUCCGUCUACCUCAACCGUUCAACAAGGCUCCAAUCCAUUACGCUUCCCAGUCUUCACCCGUAUCCGCCUAGCCCAACCCACUGACGUUCCUCAUAUCCACAAAAUGAUCCACCAAAUGGCAGUGUUCGAGCACCUAACUCAUCUUUUCUCCGCCAGUGAAGCCUCUCUCUCCUCUACGCUCUUCACCUUUCCACCAUUUCAAUCCUUCACCAUCUUCAUCCUCGAGGUCUCGUCGUUGCCCUUCGUUGAGGACAUAAUUCACCAUAACAAUCCUCUUUAUCAGCCCAAAGUCCAGGUUGUCAAUCUUGAUCUCCCAAUAAAGGAUCUAGAAAGGGAGACCUUCAAAUCGACUGGUUCAAGUUCUGAUGUCAUCAUUGCUGGAUUCGUUUUGUUCUUCCUACACUACUCGACAUUUUUGGGGAAGCCAGGAUUUUACGUGGAGAACUUAUUCGUGAGGGAGUGUUAUAGGAGGAAAGGAUUUGGGAGGAUGUUACUAAGCAUGGUGGCGAAGCAAGCGGUGAAGAUGGAUUACGGAAGAGUGGAGUGGGUGGUGCUCGAUUGGAAUAUGAAUGCGAUUAAGUUCUAUAAGGAAAUGGGAGCUGAAAUUUUGCAAGAAUAUAGGUUUUGCAGGCUCACUGGUGAUGCCCUCCAAGCUUAUGGUAAUGUUCAUUAGGGUUUUACUUAUACUUUUGUGCAUGUGUGUUUCUUUGGUUUGGUGGUGAAAUGGAGAAUUUCUCUUAUUUAUGUUAGAGCUAGAAAUGAAAGACAGUAAUGCCAUAUUAUGUGUUCUAUUUAAUUGAAACAUGUACUAUUUUUUAAAACCUUUGUAAUUCUAAUCUCGAAAAAGCUACCUUAAUCCAAGGUUGUUCUUUAUUGUAAUAUGUAAUUGCUUUUGAGUAUUUAAUACACUUUGUGUAAAUAUAUCUAUA
Humulus lupulus (European hop) is the source of this 1089-nucleotide messenger RNA. Its product is annotated as GCN5-related N-acetyltransferase 8-like. NCBI's taxonomy places the organism in Eukaryota, Viridiplantae, Streptophyta, Magnoliopsida, Rosales, Cannabaceae. The record is from RefSeq and is a predicted model, not a curated record. The transcript has a single exon. Gene Ontology annotation, molecular function: N-acetyltransferase activity. The coding region runs from base 123 to 833 and encodes 236 amino acids.